This is a messenger RNA of Myotis daubentonii (Daubenton's bat), 1797 nucleotides long. RefSeq names its product sorbitol dehydrogenase-like. The record is from RefSeq and is a predicted model, not a curated record. The coding region runs from base 24 to 926 and encodes 300 amino acids. NCBI's taxonomy places the organism in Eukaryota, Metazoa, Chordata, Mammalia, Chiroptera, Vespertilionidae. The transcript has a single exon.
UCCACCCUGGAGGGGAGAGCAACAUGGCAGCAGCCAAGCCCAAGAACCUGUCUCUGGUGGUUCAUGGACGCGGAGACCUGCGCCUGGAGAACUACCCUAUUCCUGAACCAGGUCCAAAUAAGGUGCUGCUGAAGAUGCAUUCCUUUGGAAUCUGCGGCUCAGAUGUCCACUAUUGGCAGCAUGGUCGAAUUGGGGAUUUUAUUGUGAAAAAGCCAAUGGUUCUGGGUCAUGAAGCUUCAGGAAGAGUCGUAAAAGUGGGGUCAUUGAUAAAGCACCUACAACAAGGCGAUCGUGUUGCCAUCGAGCCUGGCGCUCCCCGAGAAACCGAUGAAUUCUGCAAGAUUGGCCGAUGGUCACCAACCAUCUUCUUCUGUGCCAUGCCCCCCGAUGAUGGGAACCUCUGCCGGUUCUAUAAGCACAAUGCCAACUUCUGCUACAAGCUUCCUGACAAUGUCACCUUUGAGGAAGGGGCCCUGAUUGAGCCACUGUCUGUGGGGAUCCAUACCUGCCGACGAGCUGGAAUCACCCUGGGGAACAAGGUCUUUGUGUGUGGAGCUGGGCCAAUUGGAUUGGUCAAUUUGCUGGUGGCCAAGGCAAUGGGUGCAGCUCAAGUGGUGGUGACUGAUCUGUCUGCCUCUCGGUUGUCUAAAGCCAAGGAAGUUGGGGCUGACUUUGUCCUCCAGAUCACCAAGGAGAGCCCCCAAGAAAUCGCCAGUAAAGUGGAAGGUCUCCUGGAGUGCAAGCCAGAAGUCACCAUCGAGUGCACUGGGGCAGAGGCCGCCAUCCAGGCGGGCAUCUAUGCCACUUGUCCUGGUGGGACCGUGAUGCUUGUGGGACUGGGUUCCGAGAUGGUCAAUGUGCCCCUAGUGCAUGCAGCCAUCCAAGAAGUGGAUAUCAAGGGCAUGUUUCGAUACUGCAACACAUAGCCGAUGGCGAUUUCAAUGCUUGCAUCCAAGUCUAUGAAUGUGAAGUCUUUAGUGACCCAUAGGUUUCCUCUGGAGAAAGCGCUGGAGGCCUUUGAAAUAUCCAAAAAGGGUCUGGGGUUGAAAGUCAUGAUCAAGUGCGACCUCAAUGACCAGAAUCCCUGAUGUUAAUUGGUCUCUGCCCUCAUUCCCACCCUCUCAGCAUCUCAGGGCUAAAUGGCUAGGCAAGGGUGGGCUUUAAGGCAGAAGUUUCUUUUAAGUAGUAAGGGUGAUUAAAAUAAUUCAUUAUAAACAGAGAGCCUUACACAGAGCAACUGGUAUGCCUUAAACACACAAACAGGGAUAGUUUGGAGAAACUUAUAGUCAGAAUGACCUGUUUCUGCUGAGUCAAGUGAGGGAAGAAAUCUGUCCUUUGAAUUCCUGCUUCCAUUGUGACUGGUCAGGUGGGGGCUAGGGGGGCUGAGUUAUGAAAAGACAACUUUAUCGAGACGUAACUGGUCCAGAAGCUGAUUUUCAGGAAAAUCUGCACCUCAGGACCUGGGAUGAGGGGCUGUCAGCAGUUUUAGUUGAGAGCACAGUGUUUUUAGACAUAGGUGCUAUUUGGUUUGCUGACAAAAGGAGAAUAAGGAACUGACCUUCUGGGUCUAGGGUAAUUAUAAAACCAAAAUUCCACAUGAGGUCAAACCAACUUUUGUAUUCCUCAAAUGUAGAAAUAGUCAGGGAACAUCUCAACACUGAAGUCUGCCUCAUUUUCAACACCUGAGGAUUGUGCUUGCAAGGUGAAUAGCCACCUUCCUAACCCCACCCACACUCCCAGCCACUGCAGGCUUCUUUGUCACAGGCAACCAGGAGAUGCCUGCCCAAGGAGAGUCAC